AUGGACACGUCAGACUAUAAUUUUAAAAUACUACAGCUUUUAUCGGACGAAAGUACAUACAAAAAGGUCAAAACAGACCCCACAACUAACACCCUUAAAUCAACUAGCGAUUUAAUAAAGAAACACUCCGAAAAAUUAAAUCUCGACGUGAAUUCGCUAAUACCAUCAUGUACUAAACCACCGAGGUUGUAUGGGUUACCAAAGAUACACAAACCAAACGCUCCACUACGUCCUAUAGUGAGCCAGAUCGAUUCACCAACUUAUAAGCUGGCACAACACUUGGCAAAAGUACUGUUACCACUGAGAGGACAUACCAGAGCACACACAAAGGAUUCAUACCAUUUUGUUAGUGAGAUAAAAGACCUACAUCUCGCUGACAAUGAAACUAUGGUCAGUUUUGAUGUUCAGUCACUAUUCACAUGCCUACCUAUUGAAGACUGCAAAUCAAUUGUAACUAGGAAGCUAGAAUAUAAUAACAUGCUUGCUGAAUAUUCAGUAUUACUCAAACACUGCCUCACAUCUGGCUACCUAUUGUGGAAGGAAGAGUUCUACAAGCAAGUAGAUGGUGUGGCGAUGGGCUCACCUGUAUCUCCCAUAGUCGCUGACAUAUUCAUGGAGGACUUCGAGGAGAAAGCCCUUCUUACUGCUCCUGUAAAUCCAAGAUUCUACAAGCGAGAGCACGAGGGAUCUGUGACAGAAAACAUCUGGCCGCCGAACUUCAGCAUGUCAAGCAAGUAUUGCAAGACAACAAGCUUCGGGUCCCGCGCCUACGUCACAGUGACCGAGUGA
Messenger RNA from Parnassius apollo (apollo), 789 nucleotides. The record is from the annotation of a GenBank genome assembly. Lineage: Eukaryota; Metazoa; Arthropoda; Insecta; Lepidoptera; Papilionidae.